GAAAAAAGGGGGGACGCGAGUCAGCCGAACGGCGCUGUGGCGCGAGCGGAGUCUCGCCGCGAGACGAGCGACACCGAUUUCCACGCGCUCCGUCCGUUACGGAGAAAAAGAUGGAGUGAAGAUGGCCCACAGAAGGAGCGUCUUUAUCGAAGCUCUUGAGAGAUCAGAAUCCAAGAAACAUGGAGGUUUCCAGCCAAACUGGAGCUUUUCUCUCUCAGAUGCCAGUGAGGAACAGAGCGGGCACCACCCUUCCCCAGUGACGAUGGACGAGGCAGAUGGGCAACAAGAGCUCACCCCUGAGGGGAGGAAGUCUCCCCAGUUGAAGCACUUCAGUUCAGUUGAGCACCUGAAAACGUAUGAGCGCAAGGUGUCCAAUCAGUCCAGGAUGCUGAAAGGAAAUUACCUGGGGCUGAACAAACUGGGAGCUGGCAAGAAGCUCAGUGAAAACCCUCAUGCUGUAACACCUACAUCCAACAGAACCAACUAUUUUGUUGUUAGCUCCACGCCACCACAAGGAGUACUUGUUCAAGGGCGACUUUUCCAGCAUGCUAACGCCCCUGCUACUGUAAGAAAGAACACCCAAAGCAGCCUUGACUUGAAGGAAAGAAAAGACUUCAACACUCAACAGAUCCAAAGAGUAGAAGUAGAUAGCAUUAUUCUCACCUGUCCUGAAGUUCCAGCUACAAAGAACCUGGUUUUUGGAGAGGAUGUUAAGCGGCGAGUACAGAACAAGCGGCGACCUGUGUUAGAGGCUUCUGGGAACUUUCCAUCUUCAGCCAGUAAAAUGGAGCCAUUGGAUCCUCAAGACUACCUGACAGUGUGCGGGAAGUGUUGUAAGCCCAGUGAAGACCAUGUGCGGUGUCAGAAUUGUGGCAACCCCCUGGCCGAGGAGGCCUCCCCAGGAACAGAGCCCACGGAGCCUGCAUCCACCCCAACCAGGACCCCCAUCCGGCCCCACACCACCCUGGGACCAAACAAUUUGCAGCUAAACAAGGGCUUUUAUGGGCCAUCCUCAGGAGUGAGGACUCCGCAAGUGGAUGUGGUAAUGAACCCCCCUGUGCGGAUCACAAGGGGCAGCCUCCUGCCACCACACAAUGGGGGGGCUGGUGGAACUCCGGCAGGGUCCAAGAGCAAGUGGCAGCCACUCAUCAAGCAGCAAGAGCUCAACGACCCCAUUGUGCUGUCUAGUGAUGAUGAUGAUGAAGAGGAGGAGGAGGAAGGUGAAAACGGCAGCACAGGGAGUGUCAACAGAAUGGACAAUGUCUCCCCACGUCCUGCUGAUUCUGCCCAUUCCUCACCAGCACCCUCUUGUGGAAGGGUUGAAGCCACCUUAAAACUUGUCCAAGAGGAGCAUGAGGAGAUAACUGCUGACUACUUCACGGAUGUAGACUGUAGAAUCUCGGUGCCAAGGAAGGCUCGAAUGAAAGACCAAUUUGGAAACCUGGUAUCCAGUGACACAGUGGUUACGCCCCCAAAACGCCGAAAAGUUAAUAACAAUAUGGACAGCAUUAUCCUUGACUGCAGGAGUGUGAGACUGGGUACACUGCGCAGGAUGGUCACAAAACCUGUCAUUUUCUCAGUAGACUACAUCCAGCUGGAAACUGAAGGUCCAGAGACAGAUGUCUUAGAGAAGGUGAGCCUGCGUGCCUCGGAGCUGACCAGCUGUGAGUGGUGCACCGUGCGCAAGCUGCCCGUGCUCUUUCUGCAGACCAGCCCUGCAGAGUGCUUACGUCUCCGCACCCAGCUAAAAAUGUCCCGAGAAAAGAGUGUGUGGUACGACUGCAAAGCUCCAGAUCCUGAUGAGCAGCACAUUGUCUUGAUUUUUGAGGAUGGGCUAUCCAUGCAGUCACAAGGGAUUCUGGAAGAAAUCCUUCAGAAGAUCGGCAGAGCGAAUAACUUGAGCAACUUUCCAGCCAAGCUCCCAUUUCAUGAGGCUAACAAAAGACUAGUACGGUAUAAUACACCUGAAAGAAAGAAGGAGGAGUCACGGCCCAUGCGAACACGCCUCUCCUCCCACCUCCUUACCUUUUUUGAUGCAGAUGAUGAGGAUGAUGAUAUGACUGAGAUGCAGCCCACCUUCACUGGGCCCAUAGUGAAGUUGAUCGUUUAUCCCCCUCCUCCAGCCAAGGGAGGAAUAUCUGUUACUAAUGAGGACCUCCACUGCCUCAAUGAUGGAGAGUUUUUAAAUGAUGUCAUCAUUGAUUUUUACUUGAAAUAUUUGGUACUGGAGAAGUUAAAAAAGGAAGAUGCGCAUCGAAGUCAUGUGUUUAGCUCCUUCUUUUACAAGCGGCUCAAUCAGAGAGAGAGGAAGAGCGUUCCAGACACUUCUAAUCUACCUAUACAGAAGAAGAAACACAACCGAGUGAAGACGUGGACGCGUCAUGUGGAUCUUUUUCAGAAGGACUUCAUCUUUGUUCCCAUAAAUGAGUCGGCUCACUGGUAUCUGGCUGUGAUCUGCUUUCCGGGCCUGGACGGCCAGAAGCUGGAGCCCAACCCACUAUACCAGGCACCAGCAGUGGUCGGAAGGAGUAGCUGCACGGAGGAUGAGCACCCGGAGGAGGAAGCACCACAGCGGCCUGCCUGCAAAGAGGAAGCCGGGGGUCGUUUGGAACAGCCCCCCACAACGCCUGGCAGCACAGGGUUCAACAUCACAGACACCUCCUCGGAGAGUGACUCCAACAGCGAUCAAGCCAAAGGAGGCAUGGCUCCUUCCAGGGUGGGUGGUGGGGAAGCUAGCACAGGACAGAAUGGCCAGAGCAGUGCCCAGCUGCACUACACAGGGAAAAUCAGGGGUGUAUAUAAGGGUGUUAGAGGCAUCAGUUCUACUACUACUUCAGCUGCCAUGGAGAUCAUCAAGAACAAUAAAGGAGGCCCUAAAUUGUGUGCAGAAGGCUACUUAUACAAUGAGUUGCACAGAAUCAGCGUCUGUUAUGGGUCAACAGGCGACACCUACACGUUCUCUGAUGACCAAAGUUCUAGUCAGGAUGAGUGCAGUGAGGAUGGGACGCUAGCUGAUGAGACCCUAGGCUCCUCUCAGAGCGAGUGGACAUCCAGACCUACAAUCUGUAAACAGCCUUGCAUUCUCAUAAUGGAUUCCUUGAGAGGCCCUGCCAGAUCAACAGUGGUGAAAACUUUACGAGAAUACCUGGAGGUAGAGUGGGAGGCAAAGAAGGGAACCCAGCGGAGUUUUGGAAAGGAUGUGAUGCGAGGCUCCAGCCCCCGUGUGCCCCAGCAGGACAACUACAGUGACUGCGGUGUGUACGUACUGCAGUACGUGGAGAGUUUCUUUGAGAAUCCAAUCCCGAGUUUUCAUCUACCCAUGAACUUAUCAGACUGGUUUCCCCAGCAACGAAUGAAGAAGAAACGUGACGAGAUUAGGGAGCUGAUUCUCAAAAUCCAGAGCCAGCAGCAGUUGGACAAGAAAGUGCAGGACUCCCAAAAAGACUUUGAGCCAGGGAGAGUGGCUGAGCAGAACUCUUCCGCAAGCUCUUGAAAGCUGUUGGUGCUGCUGUGCUCUUUAUUCCAUGGUGGUCCUGCUCAGUCCCACUUGGAUGACCCCAACUGGGGUCAGAUAUAAGCGGUGGUUCUGCUGGUUCUGCUCGUGAUUGUAACGCUGCUGGAUUUCUUUGUUGUUUCUAUUCUAUUACACUGACCUAUUCCUUCCGUUAACAAAAGAGAACGUUUUAAAUUUGUAUUAAAUAAAAAAAUGUACAUAUGCUGAAUUUAUGCUGCCUUUGUAAUUAGUAUUUUUUUCCUGCCACCAGAUGUUGGCUGUUAAAUUACUAGAAGGCUAUAACAUUAUUUACACCAUUACCAUGGCGCUUGAAGGUUUUGUGUGUUAUACACUGUUCAGUGUUCAUGCAACAACUUUUUUAUGUUUGAUUUGUGUAUAAAGUGGAUGUUAUUUGUCAAAUAUGAAA
Scleropages formosus (Asian bonytongue) is the source of this 3920-nucleotide messenger RNA. It is a transcript of the gene senp6a, whose product is annotated as SUMO specific peptidase 6a. The transcript is spliced from 25 exons. The record is from RefSeq and is a predicted model, not a curated record. Bases 122 to 3493 code for a protein of 1123 amino acids. Gene Ontology annotation, molecular function: SUMO-specific endopeptidase activity. Gene Ontology annotation, cellular component: cytoplasm; nucleus. Gene Ontology annotation, biological process: proteolysis; regulation of spindle assembly; regulation of kinetochore assembly. NCBI's taxonomy places the organism in Eukaryota, Metazoa, Chordata, Actinopteri, Osteoglossiformes, Osteoglossidae.